Molecule: messenger RNA, 387 nt
Organism: Schistosoma mattheei
Lineage: Eukaryota; Metazoa; Platyhelminthes; Trematoda; Strigeidida; Schistosomatidae
Source: the annotation of a GenBank genome assembly
AUGUCUAUAUUUUUACGGAUUAAACGUCCAAAUACUGAUUGUCCUAGUCAAAUCUGUGAAGCACAAAAUCUUAUAAAACGUCCUAAAGCUGACUUACAAUCAAUUCAAUUUAAAUAUAUCGGUAGUCAAACUUCAAAUUGCUCAUUAAUUGGUAAAAUCGACAAAGUAUACACUUCCUCCGAAAAGUUAUGUAAGAUUAUAUGUAAUACUUCAGAUGCUACUGUUGUCGGAGAAAAUCAAACAGUCAAGUGUCAGAUCAAAGUAAAUAAUCUAAAACGUCCUGCUAUUACUGCUGAAAUUUCAAUGAUUUCAAUAAUCUUAAUAUUGAUUCAUCCAAAGUAUCUAUUGGUCCAAAUCCUCCAAAAAUUUUCAAAAUUAUUGAAUUAA